AUGCGUCUGCCCCGUCACUUUGAGAUGCUCUUCGUCCUCCUGCUAUGGAUAUGUGCUGAGGCGACAGCUACAAGCGGUAGACAGAAGUACGUCGGUGCUCGGAACUCGUCGAUUGAUUCUCCUACCCAAGAGAAGACAGCGUCCGUCGAGCCGAAACGCGUGCAGCCGCAAAACUUAACUGCGGACAAGGCCGACGACGCACAUCAGGAACAAGAGGAGAGAGGGCUGGUGAAUGUAUGGUCCUCUCUGGAGAACGCAAGGGAGGUUCUGGGACUCAGCGAGCUGCCAGGACGACUACAACCCAUGACCAAAGCUCUCGCGUCUUUCACGAUCAACGAGAAUAUGGAAGCGCUCUUUGCUCGUGAGGAGCUAGAGCGAUGGCUUUACAAGUUGCAAAUGGUCGGUCACUUGGAAACAUUUCCGGAAGCCGCCCUUCACGUCUUGAUGAAAUCUGGGCAAGGAAGUGGGGUAGCGACAUUUUUCCUUGAGCUUCGAAACAUCGCUGGUAUGAAAAGCGGUGCGGAAGCGAUGCAAAGGACCCUACUGAAAGAUCACCCCGAGGCUCUGGAACAGGUGUUCGACGCGUGGGUAUUGUCUGAGUUGAGUCCUACAGAAGCUUACGACGUGAUGCCCAUUUCAGAGAAAAGCUUGUCGUCGGCCGCAAUUGCGAAUGAGCCAGAGUGGCCUGUUGUGCGUGGUAGAAUCACGGAUUGGUUCACUUAUGUCGAUAGACUACGAUCUUCGGGUCACGCCUUUAGCGAUGUUCAAACGAUCGAAGUUUUGGCGAAAAAAGGACGAACGAGAGAGAUCGAAGCUUUUGCCAACUGGCUCGAAAACACCCUUGGCAGAAAAGACGGCGCAUACCGGAUGCGAACAAGUCUUGAAUUACUAUCGAAGAUCGACAACUGGCUCAAGUCGGGCAUGAGUCCCGAAAAUAUUUACUGGAAGAUGCCCGUCUUACUGAAUCGACAAUUUUCUGGGGCUGAUCGAAAAAAGCCAACUUGGUCCAUCUUCGUGGCUGAGCUCGAGAAUUGGUUCUAUAUUGUUGACAUGUGCCGGUCCUUGGAUGUCAAAUUUGGUGACGAUCAAGUUGUUCGAGUAUUGAUGCUUAACAGAGGUGAUGAAGAGUUGGUGGAUAUCUUCCAUAAGCUUCGGGAUGUCCCUGGCAGGAAGGGUCGAGCAGACAACAUGCAGAGACAGUUGCUUUUGAGGACGCAGUAUCCAGCAAACACUCACAGAGUGGCGCGCGAUGUGUGGCUAACAUCCGGUUUGAGUCCUGAAGAAGUUUACCACAUAAUGUUCACGCCAGCGGGAGCACGCGAUGCAGGAGCUGCUGAAGAGAAGCCAAAGUUGUCCGCUGUCCGUUUCAUGCUCAAAUAUUGGCUUGUAUAUGGUGACGUGUACCGAUUGAAGGGCAACAAAUUUGACGACCGUCAAGCCGCUGAAAUAUUGAGGCGCAACGGAGACAUGGAAGAGUUGGUGUGGUUUAUUUUGUGGCUCAGGGAAAGUGAUGACAUGAAGCAACGCGCAUUCUUUAUCCAAAGAUAUCUGAUAUGGAAUUCGCCAACGUUGUCAGACACUCUGAAACCGACGUUCGACGUGUGGCUUAAGAAUAAGCUGAGCCCUCGCACAACUUAUAACUUCUUGAUCGGUGAAGCGGGCGCAAUCGGUGUGGGGGCUAGUGUAGAGAAGCAGAUGCAGGUAUCUUUUCCUCGCAUGUUUCCAUAUUUUUAUCGAUAUGUUGGCGAGUAUCGGUUGCGUGUCAAACGGUUCGACGACGAUCAAGUCAUUAAAUUGCUGAAAUGGCACAAAUACGGUGAAGAUGAGUUGGUGCAAAUCUUCCACAAUCUUCGAGACGACCCUGACAUGAAAGACCACUCAAACAACAUGCAAAGAUCCCUGCUUUUAGAUUCGCAAGAUUUUUUGCACACUUUUAAAUUGAUGGCCGACGGGUGGGUGCGCUCAAAGCUGAGUCCUGGAGAAGUCUACGACAUCAUGUUUAGUCCAGCGGGGACAACCGACGUGGCAACUGGUGUUGAGAAGCAGGAGCAGCACACCUUUCUUCGUAUGCUUCCAUUUUUAUUUCGAUACGUUGGCCAAUACAGAUUGGGCGUCAACGGAUUCGACGAUGAUCAAGUCAUUGGAUUGUUGAAAGUGCACGGACAAGAUGGGGAUGAGUUGGUGCACAUCUUCCACAAGUUCCUAGACAUCCCUGACAUGUAA
Messenger RNA from Hyaloperonospora brassicae, 2223 nucleotides. The record is from the annotation of a GenBank genome assembly. Lineage: Eukaryota; Oomycota; Peronosporomycetes; Peronosporales; Peronosporaceae.